GCCGCAGACGGCCGGAGGGAGCUUCGCCGGGCUGGAGGCGCUGGUGCUGGCCGUGGGCGCCGAGCGAGGAGGCUGGGCGGGCGGGCGGGCGCUUUGCUCCGGGGCAGCCGCUCGCUCGCUCGCUAUGAAUGCGGCCCGGGCUCUGCUUUCCGCCGUGUUCCUCGCGGGUUUCUUCUGGGGGGAUCUUCCCUGUUGCCAGCAGGCCACCAUCCCCGCCGCCACCGCCGCGCCGUCUCUCCGGGAGCCCGGCAAGGGCAAGCGGAGCUGCCGGGAAGGCGGAACGUCCCGAUCGGCUGGAGAGGCGGCCAAAAAGGGAUCGGCUAUAGCCCAGCCGCGGGUGGAGCCCCACGAGUACAUGCUCUCCCUCUACCGGACCUAUUCCAUCGCCGAGAAACUGGGCACCAACGCCAGCUUCUUCCAGUCCUCCAAAGCGGCCAACACCAUCACCAGCUUUGUGGACAGGGGGCGAGACGAUCUUUCGCCCAGCGCUUUAAGGAGGCAAAAAUAUUUGUUUGAUGUAUCGACUCUCUCAGACAAAGAGGAGCUGGUGGGGGCCGAGCUCCGUCUCUUUCGGAAAGCCGCCGGCGAUCCUUUCUCCAAGGCUCAGACAGGCUUGGCCCGUCUGCAGGUCUCGCCCUGCCUUUCGGGCCGCCGCCUGGACUCCCGGACUCUGGACUUGCAGGAGGCGGCGCCCGUCCGGCCCGGUGGUGGUGGCGGCGGCGACUGGGAGGUGUUUGAUGUCGGGCAAGCUUUGCCGCCCCUCCGCGGGCCCUGGAAGAAGCGGCAGCAGCUUUGCCUGGAGCUGCGGGCCGUCGGGGGGACGCGCUCUCAGCCCCACCCGCAGCUGCUGGACCUGCGGCCCCUAGGCCUGGGGCGAGGCGCCCGGGCCCAGCAGGAGAAGGCCCUGCUGGUAGUCUUCAGCAAGUCCAGGCGGAAGAACCUCUUCGCCGAGCUGCGCCAGGAACCGGGAGCCCGGCCUCUGCCUCCUCUGCCGCACAACGCGGCCGCCCUGCCCUGGGAAGCGGCGGGCCCCGUGCAGCUCCGCUUGCAGGCCCGCCGGAUGAAGCGCGCCGCCUAUAACCACCGGCACGGCAAGCGGCACGGCAAGAAGGCGCGUCUCCGGUGCACCAAGAAGGCGCUGCACGUGAACUUCAAGGACCUGGGCUGGGACGACUGGAUCAUCGCCCCGCUCGAAUACGAGGCGUACCACUGCGAGGGCGUGUGCGACUUCCCGCUGCGCUCGCACUUGGAGCCCACCAACCACGCCAUCAUCCAGACCCUCAUGAACUCCAUGGACCCGGCCGCCACGCCGCCCAGCUGCUGCGUGCCGGCCAAGCUGACGCCCAUCAGCAUCCUCUACACCGACGCCGGGAACAACGUGGUGUACAAACAGUACGAGGACAUGGUGGUCGAGUCCUGCGGGUGCAGGUAGCGGCGCGCCGCCGAUCCCCGGCUGCAACCCCGGAGCGGAAGGGCGAGGGAAGCCUCGGGGAACUCCCACGGCGGACAGCGAGCGUGCGAGAGUGAAAGACACGCGAGGGAAAGCGGGCGGAAAGCGCGCCACGUGCGAGCCCUCGCUCCGAGCUGGGGAGGGAAGACUGGGCGGUCCGGACUGCGCUUGCGCAAUGUUUGCUUCGUGGGUCCCAGUUCCUGCUCCUUGAAGAGCCAAGAGAGAGAAAGAGAAAGUACAAUAGCUAACGCCGUUUUGGGAACAAUGUUUCCGCGUCCAGGCAAAGCCGUCUCCCCUAGGAUGGGAGAGUUUGCUCCGAAAACACAUGGCGAAAGUUCCUCUGAAAAGUUGUUCGGUCGAUGUUUCCCCCUCGACUGAAGGUUUGGAACUUACCCAAACGAGUCCCGUUUUGCAGAAAUGAAGCCUUGGUUUUGAAUCCGCAAGCACAACAUUUUCUGGGAUAAUUCACUGCCCCCUUGCCCUUGCAGUUCCUGGAAGAUUUUUUUUUUUAAUAUAAAAAAAAUGGAGUAUCGGGGAGGUUACCCAAGUCUCUUAAGAGAGGCAACGUGGGGAGUGGUGGUGGUCAGAAAUUGAAUUGUGGGAACCAGGCGAAGACACGUGUCGUCGGUCCCUUUCGUAAGUGGCGCCAGCCUCGUGCAACUCCUCUGGUUGGCAGAGCUUGGCCUUUAACAUUCAGGUUUUAAAACGGACUUCUUUUAACUUUUUUUCUCCCUGCUCCCGUGUCGUUCCCCUGUGCUGUGCGGACAAUCUGCGCUGAAAACGGCAAUCGGCGGUUUCUCAUUUCUGACUUGAAGGCAAGGAAGAAAUAAGAUGAGGCAAACUGCAUCACUUCCAAUGAAUGAAUUCUUCCUUUCCAAGAAUGUAAUCCUGGCAAUUCUCAUCUAGAUUCUCUUUGAAGAGAGAAGUAUGAGGAAAAAAGCAAGUGUGGAGAAAGUUUAGUUUGACAAUCCUUGAAUCCAGAAUUGUUUCUGUGUUUCCCUUACAAAUAUUUCCAUCCUGACACGGAUUAAGUACUUCCUCCUUCCUCUAAAGGAAAAAUCAGUCCCACUCUAUAAUUAGUUUAGGUGGCUGAUCUUUUAAAUGUAUUAAUUAGAAGCUGUGAAAAGAGCUACAGGUGGGACAUACUGGGGAUGUUUAGAGGAGGGGUCUCCAACCUUGGCAACUUUAAACCUGGCAGACUUCAACUCCCAGAAUUCCCCAGCCAGCAAAGCUGCCUGGGGAAUUCUGGGAAUUGAAGUCUGCCAGUCUUAAAGUUGCCAAGGUUGGAGACUUCUGGUUUAGAAGGUUAUGAAAGAGCUCCUUAAUUUCAAAAUGUUCAAAAUUCAAAAGUUCCAGGAAGGGUAGGUGCUAGGAAGGGUUGGCUAGCUGCAGUGGUGUUUAUAUAGUUAAUGCAGAUGUGAUGCUGAGAGAGACAAUAAUUAAACACUGCUCCACAAAUCUGCACCUCUGCACCUCACAAGACUUGGAAAUAUUCCUGAGAUAUUUCCUUGGGGAUUCAAGAUUUCCUAGAACUUCAAAAGGGUGGGGAAAGUGGAGGAAAGACGUAUUAGUGUAUAAAUAAAUAGAUAAAUAAUAUAAAAUGCUAAUAAAAGAAAGCCUUCACCAGGAGCGAUAAUUUAAAAGAAAGUGCACACUUUGGUUUUGGAUACAGUGUUUGUUCAUAUUGAAGCUGUAAAUAUUUAUUUAAAACAGACUGCAGAGUACAAAAAUGGAGAUGAGCAAUGUACAUUUCCCCCUUUCCCUGAAUGCCCAGAGCAUUAUAUGCACUCAAUUGUCUAAUAUUUUUUUAAAUAGAUUUGAGCUGUACAGAUUUAAGCAUUAAUCAAAUGUUUCAUUUGUAUGUCUGCAAUGUUACCGUUUCCCCCCACUUUAAAAUGUUCCUGCAAGAUUUAAAAUUUCGUGCUAAUGAAGAAUUCUUUGUUUCUACUGUCUACCUCACUGUGUUGCGAAGGCUUGAUCUUCUGGGAAGACUCACCAGUCAGGCCUGGUUCCCAUUCAUUUCAGUGAUGCUCUGAGCAGGACAUCUUGCUGGGUUCUAUUUCAAAUGUUUACAGCAUAGCAAUCCUCUGCACACUCACCCGGGAAUAAAUGCCAUUAAAUAGUUAGAGCUUAUCUCUGAGUUAGAAUGGAUGGGAUUGCUGUGUAAUGUCCUCUUUAAGAUCAAUUUAUGCCUAGAACAUUUUUACGGUAUACUUUUACUGGAUGGUAUUAAAACUAUGGCUGUAUUAUUAAACUUUUUGCAUAAAAAUGUUGCUUUUCUGUUAUAGUUAAAUAGCCUCAUAUAUUUAUUUUACCAGAAUGUUGACUCUAAAUUCUAAAAAAAUGCUCUCAGAAAAUUUGAAACAACUGACACCUCAAAACACUUCCGUCUGUAUUUUAUAAAACUUUUUGAAAUACUUA
Molecule: messenger RNA, 3871 nt
Organism: Thamnophis elegans (Western terrestrial garter snake)
Lineage: Eukaryota; Metazoa; Chordata; Lepidosauria; Squamata; Natricidae
Gene: GDF6
Product: growth differentiation factor 6
Exons: 2
Coding region: 125-1432 (435 amino acids)
Biological process (GO): SMAD protein signal transduction; BMP signaling pathway
Cellular component (GO): extracellular region
Molecular function (GO): growth factor activity; cytokine activity
Source: RefSeq, a predicted model, not a curated record